Punctularia strigosozonata HHB-11173 SS5 is the source of this 876-nucleotide messenger RNA. RefSeq lists its product as uncharacterized. The record is from RefSeq and is a predicted model, not a curated record. Gene Ontology annotation, cellular component: endomembrane system; SNARE complex. The transcript has 5 exons. Gene Ontology annotation, molecular function: SNARE binding; SNAP receptor activity. Bases 4 to 774 code for a protein of 256 amino acids. Gene Ontology annotation, biological process: intracellular protein transport; vesicle fusion. Lineage: Eukaryota; Fungi; Basidiomycota; Agaricomycetes; Corticiales; Punctulariaceae.
GCGAUGGACGCAAGCUCCAGUAAUCUCCUUGCCAAGCUUACCGCGCUUUCCACCCAGACGCUCUCGUUGCUUCUUGAACGCCAGCGCUUGAGCACCUUCACGCUCAAUGCGACGAACGCGAAGCCGAACACCCUCCAUCUUCCACAGAUUACGCGGAACCUGAGGCAGCUCAGGGAGGGCGUGCUGCAGUUGGAGGAGCGAGAUGGCCGAAGCGAAGCUGUAGAGCUCUUGCGCGCUCAAUACGGCCGCAUGUGUGGUAUGGUGGACAAGGACGUGGAUGUGGAGAAAGAGGGUCUCUUGCCACUGGUAGACGAGACGCCGGUAGAGCAGGAAGCUGUGGCCUCUUCGUCCUCCCGCUCAUCGUCCCCGAUGGGGAUACCACGCAAGGCAAGAGAGACGCUCGGCAUCUCGGGCGGCAAUUUUGCGCCGUACAGUGAUGAUCCUGAGCGCGGGCCGGAGGAAGAGCAGGGCACGGACAUGCUAUUGCAGGAGCAGAGUCAGUUGAUGGCCCACCAGGAUGAUCACCUCGACGCGCUUUCACGAUCCAUCGGCCGGCAAAGGGAUCUGUCACUGCAGAUCAACGACGAGCUAGAUACCCAUCAUGGCCUUCUUGAAUCACUGGAUCACGAACUCGAUCGGACAUCCGACCGUCUGUCGACUGCACGAAGAAAGCUCAACAAGUUUGCGAAGGGCGUCAAGGGCAACGGUUCAACAUAUACCAUCGCAGGCAUCAUUCUCAUCCUGCUUAUCCUAAUCAUCAUCUUCAAAACAUAAACGAUCUCUCGGCGUCGUGCUAUAGUCAUCUUGAGUCAUGUCCUUCACCUUUGAUACGCGAGCAUUGCUCACGUUGUAUGAUGGCAUUGUAUAUGUAUCGUC